Penicillium odoratum is the source of this 714-nucleotide messenger RNA. RefSeq names its product phosducin family protein. Lineage: Eukaryota; Fungi; Ascomycota; Eurotiomycetes; Eurotiales; Aspergillaceae. Bases 1 to 714 code for a protein of 237 amino acids. The transcript has 4 exons. The record is from RefSeq and is a predicted model, not a curated record. Gene Ontology annotation, cellular component: cytoplasm. Gene Ontology annotation, biological process: protein folding.
AUGGAGGUCGAAGUCAAUCCCAACGAGGAUACUGAAUGGAACGAUAUUCUUCGCCAACAUGGAAUCAUCCCAGAGAAACCCAAAGAUCCAGAACCCAUGAUCCAAGAAGCCCUGAUCGCGGCUGAGCAUAGGGCAUACGAGAACCGCUUGGAGGACAAGGAUCUGGAUGAACUUGCCGCACUGGAGGAAGAGGAGGACGAGGGUUUCCUCGAGCAAUACCGCCAAAAACGCCUCGCCGAAAUCAGCACCCUCCAAAAAACCAGCCUUUUCAACCAAGUGUACCCUCUCCAGAAAGUCGACUACGGCAGAGAAGUAACCGAUGCCUCCAAAGAAGCAUUUGUUCUGGUCAAUCUCACAUCCCAAGGCGCCAACGUCGAGUCGCGUGUUUUGACUGAGCUGUGGCGACAAUUGGCGGCCAAGUAUGGCGAUAUUAAGUUCUGCGAGAUUCGUGCCGACAUGUGCAUUGAGGGGUAUCCAGAGCGGAACACGCCCACUAUUCUUGUUUACAAGGAUACUGAGAUUCGGAGACAAUUGGUUACUCUGCGGGAACUGAAGGGCGUGCGGACUAAGCUUGAAGAUUUGGAACGGCUGCUCAUUGAAAUUGGAGCGCUGAAGGAGGGCGACAUGCGUCUCAAGAAGCAUGAUGAUGAAGAUGACUACAAGUCCAAGGACGAUGACCUUAACGUUGAGGAUUAUGAUGAUGACUGGGAUUAA